UGAACACACCACCAGUGUACCAUAAGCAAGCGCCUAAUGUGUCUCUCUCUCUCUCUCCUUUCCUGGGUGAUUUUCUAUUGCGCAUUCUCACUGGUGUUGUCCACAAACUUAUCCCUCUCCUUUUCAGUUUAGUCUCUAUUGCCCCCUAUGUAUUGUGUGGUUAUUAAUCAAUAAAAUAACUUUCCUAAUCUUUCGUGAUUCUCUGCUUCUUGGGUGAGCAUGGGAGUGCCUGUAACCCAUUGAAGGCCGUAGGAAGAUACCAAAUAGAGCCUUAGCAUUGCUCGAUUCUUCCGAAAUAAUGCCCAUGUGGCUUCCACGUGGCUUCUAGCUGAAACACGAACUCGUCCCGCCAGAUUCAGGUAUUGGUGGUCAGUACAGGGAAACUGUAAGACUAGUGUCGUGGGAAGAGAGAGAGACAUUGUCCAUGUGUUAAUCACCAAAGAUGAAAUGAAGAUCCUCUACUGUCUAUGAAGAAAUCUGUGUAAGGGUUUUCUUCUUUCAAAGAUUGAAAUCUUCCCGUGCUCAGCGAAGUUCAUUCUGGACUUUUUCAUUCAUGGGUGGGUAUGGACUUGAAUUGCGUCGUUGGAGCUAUACGCCAUUGUCGGAGAAUUCUAGCUUUUGGUCAUGGGAAGGCAUUCCAUUCCCACUUAAUAAAAUUUGGUUUCUUAAAGGAAGUUUUUAUUGUAAAUAAUUUGAUUGCCAUGUACACGGAUUUCAGAUUUCUGGAGGAUGCACAGCAGUUGUUUGACGAAGCGCCUAAAAGAAAUGUGGUAACAUGGACCACAAUGAUCUCUGCAUUUACUUACGCUGGACGUCCUCUUGAAGCAUUGAGGUACUUCAACUGGAUGUCAGAGUCUGGAUCAGAAAUGCUCAAUAGUUUUACGUUUUCUACAGCUCUGAAAGCAUGUGCCCUCUUGGGGAGUCUCGAAUUGGGUAAAUCGAUCCACGGAAAUAUUCCUAAAGUGACAUUGGAUUCUGAUACCGUUUUGAUGAAUACCCUUCUUGACAUGUAUGUUAAAUGUGGGCGUUUGUGUGAUGCUCAGAAGGUUUUUGAUGGGGCUUUGUCUCCAAAUUCAAAUUCAUGGAACACAAUCAUUGCAGGGUAUUCGAAGGAAGGUAGGAUGGUGGAGGCAUUGAAUCUAUUUCAACAAAUGCCUGAACCUAAUGUUGUCUCAUGGAACACCAUUAUUGCAGGCUUAACACUUAAAGAGAGUGUACAGGCAUUGGAAUUUACAUCUACAAUGCACAGAAAAGGCAUUAGGUUUGAUCAGUUUACAUUCCCUUGUGUUCUGAAAGUAUGUGGAAGUCUGCAUCUAUUAACAGUGGGGCAACAGAUCCACUGCUAUGUGGUCAAAUCUGGGUUUGAUUCUGAUUGUUAUACCGGCUCUGCUCUAGUUGAUAUGUAUGCAAAAUGUACUAGGGUGGAUGAAGCAACAAAGUUUUUUGAUCAAUACUCUCGACAUGAAGCAUCUGUUCAUGAUAAGUUGGCACUUUGGAAUUCUAUGCUUUCUGGUUAUGUUCUUAAUGAACACCGUGAUGUGGCCCUUGAUCUGAUUUCAAAAAUGCAUGGCUCUGGUGCAUUUCUUGAUUCAUACACUUAUAGCAGUGUUCUGAAGAUCUGUAUUGACUUGCUAAAUUUAAGUCUUGGGCUUCAAGUCCAUGGUUUAAUUGUUACAAGUGGGUAUGAAUUAGACUGUGUUGUUGGAAGUGUUCUUAUAGAUUUUUAUGCAAAACUUGGAGACACCAUGCAUGCGUUAUUAUUGUUUCAGAUGCUUCCAAAGAAGGAUAUAAUUGCAUGGUCUGGUUUGAUUGCAGGAUGUGUUAAAGAAGGAUCACACUUUUUAGCGUUUUCUCUAUUCAAAGAUAUGUUUUUUUCAGAUAUUGAAGUGGAUCAGUUUGUUAUAUCAAGUGUCCUUAAAGCUUGUUCAGAUCUAGCAGGAUUUGAAAGUGGUAAACAAGUUCACACAUACUCUAUUAAGAGUGGAUAUGAAAUGGAGGGGGUGAUUGUCACCUCUCUCAUCGAUAUGUACUCAAAAUGUGGUGAAAUUGAAGCUAGCUUAAAGUUGUUUAGUGGUGUCAGCAACAGAGACACAGCGUGUUGGACAGGGAUCAUAGUUGGCUGUGGCCAAAAUGGUAAACCAGAGGAGGCAAUACAAUUCUUCCAAGAUAUGCUGAAAUCAGGGGCAAAGCCAAAUGAGAUCACAUUUCUAGGAGUUCUUUCAGCAUGUAGGCAUGUUGGUUUGGUGGGGGAAGCAUGGAACUUUUUCAGGUCUAUGGGAGUGGAGCAUGGGCUGGAACCAUGUCUAGAGCAUUACAGUUGUAUGGUUGAUCUUCUUGGUCGGGCUGGAUGUUUUGAUGAGGCAGAGAAGUUGGUACUCUCAAUGCCAUAUGAGCCAGACCACAACAUAUGGCUCUCCUUGCUUGGUGCCUGUGGGAUUCACAGGAAUGUUGAACUUGGUAAGCGCAUUGGUAGACAUCUUCUUGCAGUCUCGCCAGAAGAUCCAUCUGUGUAUGUGACAUUGUCGAAUAUUUAUUGUUGUCUGGGACUCUGGGAAGAAUCAAGCAAAUUGAGAUAUGCCAUGAAAAAUCUGGGGACAAAGGAAGCAGGGAAAAGCUGGAUUGAGGUCAGAAGUUGAGAAAUGCUGCUGGGAGAGCAGUACACAGCUUCUUCUGAUGGUUGGGAAGGAUAACAGACCAACCCUUAGUGGAGGGAUUCCCAAGAGAAGCAAACUACAGUUUAUAGGGAUGCUUGCACACUUUUUCCCUUCUAUGCUCAGUCUACAGAUCAACAAAGUUCUAUUUUAUACAACCACCUCGAGGUUGAGGAUUGGAUCCAUUGGAAAGGAAAAAGAAAGAGGAUAUUGAAGGUGAUCUGUGAUUAUAACAAAUUGACACCACAUGAUUCGGACAAAACAUAAUCCUUUUUGAGCUCUUCAGGUAUUUCUGUUUUUUCCUCCUCUUUUCAGGGAAAGGAUCUGAAGCCUAUUUCACUCCACUCAUUUUCUGGGUGCCGUAGCACUUGACCGUUGUCCAAGCCGAUCAAGGGAAGUGUUUUCAUGUUGGGGGGAUGAGUGACUUGUUAUCUUGCAGAGAAGUGUGUUAUACACGAUUUCCACUUGUAUUUUUGCCUGAUGGCUGAUGGACACUUCAAUUUGAGAGGGCUUUAGGAAGAAAGUGAAUUCAUUGCUUCCAUUUCUUUUUGCGAAAGCCGAAAGGGUUUGUGUUUGGUUGACGUGACAGAAUUCUCACAAUUAGGGAAUGCCCGGGGCAGGACUAUCUACAGGCUGCAAAUCAUCUGUGAAAAGGUGAAUGAAGGUGGCAUGUUCACUGGUUUCUUUGAUCUUGUGAUGCUGAUCGUGUUCUGAAAGUUAGAGAGCUGCUUGCAAGAUGCUGAUCGUUUGAAGAAGUUUAGCUUUCCAGCAGCAGGCUCUAGGACAUUUUUUGAUUGGUUAGUCCUCCUGAUGGUGUAAUCUGUUAUUCUUUUCAGGUUACAUGUGGCAUACAAGAUUAAUCUAGAGAAAAUUUUGAUUGCAAUUACUAAUUCACCGUUGUAUCUCUUUUUCUUCCAGAAGAAUAUAUUUAUAAUGGGAAGAUGGAGCUAAUAGGGAAGACUUUGAUUGCAAAUUACUGAAUGUAGUGAGAAGGUUGACUUUAUACAUAAUUGUAGAAUCUCAAAACCCUUUUUUUUUUUUUCUUUUUGUGGAAGACAUGUCAUUUGCAUGUUGUUCAUGCCAUUUGAUAAUCUUGGUUCUAGUUUCUGUAUUGUUUUAAUGCUCAUUUAAAGUAGUGGUUGGCAGUACGAUUGCGUUAUUUUAA
Macadamia integrifolia is the source of this 3816-nucleotide messenger RNA. Its product is annotated as pentatricopeptide repeat-containing protein At4g08210. The transcript has 4 exons. Gene Ontology annotation, molecular function: RNA binding; protein binding. NCBI's taxonomy places the organism in Eukaryota, Viridiplantae, Streptophyta, Magnoliopsida, Proteales, Proteaceae. Gene Ontology annotation, biological process: RNA modification. The coding region runs from base 564 to 2636 and encodes 690 amino acids. The record is from RefSeq and is a predicted model, not a curated record.